Messenger RNA from Morchella sextelata, 483 nucleotides. RefSeq lists its product as uncharacterized. The coding region runs from base 1 to 483 and encodes 160 amino acids. The transcript is spliced from 3 exons. The record is from RefSeq and is a predicted model, not a curated record. NCBI's taxonomy places the organism in Eukaryota, Fungi, Ascomycota, Pezizomycetes, Pezizales, Morchellaceae.
AUGCUGCCCCGAAUAGCCCCCAAAACUCCCCAACUUCUCCGACCGCACAUUCGGACACUUACCGCCUCCACAAAUGCCCUAAAUAACCGUAUUUAUGACCCUGUCCGCAAUGAUCACGACUUCCACACGCUUCUCCGCCUCACCACUACUACAUCCAUCCCCCUACUGACCCUCUGGACAACCUCCUACUGCUCCAGCUGCCGUGCAGUCAAGCCAUUGCUCUCCGAGAUCCUAGAGCGCCGUAAUGUCGGUGUCGGGUUUGCGGAGAUGGAGUUGGAUGCGCCAGGGAUGAUGGACGUGGGGAUGCGGUACACUGUUAAUAAGGUACCAACCCUGUUGGUAUUUAGUCGGGGUGAAGUAAAGGAGAGAGUUGUAGACGGAAAAGUUUUGGCGGAUCGGGCGGCGAUGGAGGCUUUGGUAGAGAGGGUGGCGAGUGAGAGAGAAGUAGGAAGAGGAUGGUUUACUGGUGUUUUUGGUGGGUAG